Podospora anserina S mat+ is the source of this 3678-nucleotide messenger RNA. RefSeq lists its product as uncharacterized. Gene Ontology annotation, molecular function: hydrolase activity, hydrolyzing O-glycosyl compounds; chitin binding. Lineage: Eukaryota; Fungi; Ascomycota; Sordariomycetes; Sordariales; Podosporaceae. Bases 1 to 3678 code for a protein of 1225 amino acids. The record is from RefSeq and is a predicted model, not a curated record. The transcript has 5 exons. Gene Ontology annotation, biological process: carbohydrate metabolic process.
AUGUGGUUCUCACCGUCACCAGUCUCGGCCGGAGCGUUGGCCUUCCUCCUGCUGUCUCAGGCAACGGCGUUACAAGUAAACGGCGGCUCUGACAGGUUGAACUCAUACCUGGCGGCACACCCAGUCGCAACAAAGCCUGCCGCCGCUGCCGCCCCGGCAUCCGCCAACCCCAACACACUUGCUCCAGAGCUGGUGAACUUGGCGCUCAGUCACUGCCCAGCAGGAUGCGAUGAGUCCGGCUUGCGUCCGGGAAACUGGACCCUGUACCCCCGACUGGGUCGGUUGUUGAUGUGCAACCAGACGAUGCUGCUCGACUUCUCCCUAUUCACGUCUCUGCGCAAGGAUGAGACUAUUCGAGCUUGCACUGCCAGUUCUGCAAUCACGUUGGGCGCAAGCAACAUCGGAAACACCACUCAUGAGGCAUCUUGCCUGCCCGGCGGCAGCUUGACCCAGGUCCAAGAGUCACUGCAAUUGGCUUUCAACGAGACCGACACCCCAGCCACGCUAGAGGACUUCGACGCCGCCGCACAACAACUCAUCGCCAUGCUGUCCCAACGAGAAGACUCGAACUGCAACGACACAACCUCCUUCGCCUAUUCCAACUCCGUGGCUGUCGGUCUUUUCGCCGGAUCAGGAGUCCGUGGCAUCCCUGCAACUGUGCUCCAGCAGCUCACCUCGAAGAUAAAGAGCACCGGUUUCUCGGGAAGCUUUGUUGUGCAGCUGUGUUCCAAGGGCGGCCGGAGCUCGAAAUACAGCUUCGGCAUUGUCGCGAGCGGAGAUCGCGAUGUAAGCCUUGUCCAAGAUGCUGUCGCCACAUGGGCGUCGGGCAAAUGCAUCACUUCCUUUGACGACGCAGAAGAUUGGCUUGACAUCACACUGUCCGUACCGAGUCUUGUCAGCAGCAGCACCGCUGGACUCGGAAACAGCACUGCCGGCUUCGGAAACAGCACUGCCCGUGCCACCCGGUCAAGAGAUGGCAGUUCGGCUAUGUUGAAUCGACGAGCUGAGUGUUCGACGAUCCAGGUUUCCUCUGGUGAUACUUUGAACGGGAAGAGACUCAACCUCCGUUUAGGCGAAUCUUUGGCAGCCGAGUGCGGCAUCUCCCCUUACGACUUCACCGUCUAUAACCCCAGUAGCACACUCUGCUCGACUCUGGUAGCAGGCCAGCACGUCUGCUGCUCCGCCGGCACGAUGCCCGAUUUCCGCCCGCAGCCGAACCCUGACGGAACCUGCGCCGCGCACUACGUCGUGCCAGGCGAGAGCUGCUCGGUUCUUGGCGCAGCGAACAGCCUCACGAAUGCUGAGAUCGAGAGCUUCAACACUAAUACUUGGGGUUGGCAGGGCUGCGGAAAUGUACAGGCGUACCAGUUCAUCUGCCUGAGCACGGGCGCGCCGCCCAUGCCCGCGCCGAUUGCGAAUGCUGUCUGCGGACCACAAAAGCCGGGAACGGUACAGCCAGGGCCGGGUACCAGUCUUGCGAGCUUGAAUCCUUGUCCGCUUAACGCGUGCUGUAACAAACACGGCCAAUGCGGCAUCAACAAUGACUUUUGCACCGAAUCCGAGUCGGAAACAGGCGCACCCGGAACUUCAGCUCCGGGCGAGAAUGGUUGCAUUUCGAACUGUGGAACUGACAUCGUCAUCGGUUCUGCCCCAGCCCAGUACAUGAACAUUGGCUACUUUGAAGGCUACAACCUAAACCGUCCCUGCCUAAACAUGAAGAUCACUGCCAUGGACUUGACGCCCUACACGCACAUCCAUCUAGCAUUUGGCCACGUCUCCUCGACCUACGCCGUCGAUGUUAGCCCAAUCCAAGAGCAGUGGGAGCUGUUCACGCAGUUGUCUGGCUUCAAAAAGAUCCUGUCUCUCGGCGGUUGGAGCUUCUCCGCCGAACCGCCCACGUAUCACAUUUUCCGCGACGCGGUCAAGCCGGCCAAUCAGGACACGUUUGUCGCAAACAUCGUCUCGUUUGUGACAGAGCAUGAGCUGGAUGGCAUUGAUAUUGACUGGGAAUACCCUGCUGCACCAGACAUACCUGGCAUUCCACCAGGAACCGCCGAGGAUGCGGACAAUUACCUCACUUUCUUUACAAAGCUGAGGGCAGCCAUGCCUUCUAGCAAGUCGGUCUCUUUCUGUGCGCCCGCUUCAUUCUGGUACCUGAAAGGGUACCACAUCGACGAGAUGGCAUCCCUGGCUGAUUACAUCGUCUACAUGACUUAUGAUCUCCAUGGCCAGUGGGACUACGCGAACCAGCACGCAAUCGACGGCUGCCCAGCCGGCAACUGUCUGCGUUCGCAGACCAACAUCACCGAGACCCUUCUCGCCCUGGCUAUGAUCACCAAAGCCGGCGUACCAUCAAGCAAGCUUGCUGUUGGUGUCACGAGCUACGGCCGCUCGUUCCAGAUGACAACCCCCGGGUGUACCGGGCCCAUGUGCACCUACACUGGCGGAGAGUCCGGAGCCUAUCCGGGGCCGUGCACAGGAACCGCAGGUUAUAUCGCGAAUGCAGAGAUCAACGCCAUCCUGGAUGGGACCGGAUUUUGGAAAACACCAUCCGGAGCAUUGCAGCCGAUUACAUCCUACUCGUCUUAUUUCGACACCGACAGCCACUCCAAUGUCGCCGUAUAUGAGUCGACACAGUGGGUCGGCUACAUGGACAACACUGUGAAGGCAGAUCGGACAGCCCUCUACAAACUCCUCAACAUGGGUGGAGUUGUUGACUGGGCGAUUGAUCUGGAUGGCUUCGGUGGCGAUUCCAUUGGUGACUCUGACCCCUCUGCCGAUAUCGUGUAUCCCCCCCCGAGCAUCUGGGACUCCAGCGAUCGGUGGACGGGCUGUAGUCCUCCCUGCGUAAUUGUCUUCCCGCCAUAUCCACUGAGUGCUCCUCACACUGUGACCAGCUGGCCGGCUUUGACAACAACGCUCCUGUCGUCGGCAGAAGGCGGCGGCGGCGUCUUCAUCAAGACGACGACAAUCCCCGUUCCGAGCUUUAUCAUCUCAGACGUCAGUCUUCACCCCGUGACACUGCAGUCUACCGACACGGCAACCUACAAAAUCAACCCUGUCCAAAGCAUCACCCCGACAUCUUUUGUAUGGACUCUUCCUCCGAACCACGCGACUUUCCCCGUAGCUUCUCCAACACCAACGACGUCCACAGACACCGAUAUACCACUAGUCAUCAUCCCCCCCGUCACCUUCCACCCGACUCCUGUCCCCGUCACCAUCCAACCCCAGCCAACAUAUUCGAUCGACUACCCUGAUCCCCCAAUCCCAGUGAGACCUGUCACGAUCAAGCCCAAUCCCACCCCUACUCCUCCCGGCUGCACUUCCGGCUGCGGAAAGCGAGACUGUGGCAUAUUUGGUUGCGGCAACGACGGUUGCGGCCUGUUCGGUUGCGGCGGUGGGUGCGGCAUCUUCGGCUGCGGUGGUGGUUGUGGCCCCUUCGGCUGCGGUGGCGGAUGUAGCCCCCUCGGAUGCACACCCAGCUGCCCCCUUGGACUAUGCGGUGGCCCUGGGUGCCUCAUUCCAGGUGGCUGCGGAAAUACACAAGGUACCAAUGGCGGCGACAGCAGCAAUGACUGUGAAGCCACCGUCACUGCUUCGGCGUGCACGCAUCUAGUGACGAGCUACAGCGCUUGGUACAUGGCUUCGUCCACGACGACGACCGAGGUAAGUCAAUGA